AUGAAGAGCGUCUCUCUAGUUCUCGCAGCAUUGCUUUGUGCCUCCCACCUCGCAUUCUCUGCUAGAGUUGUCCCAGAGAAAGAGAAUGAAUCGCUAGACCCACAGGGGUAUGGUGGUGGUCAUGGUCACUCUGCCGAGCCAGAAGGAUCCCGCUAUGGUGGUGGCGGUCACCACGGCCAUGCUGACACAGAAGGCUACCACGGUGGCUCUGGUGGUCGUGGCGGCUAUGGUGGCCACGCUAAUGCAGCUGAGCCACAAGGAUAUGGGGACCAUGGUGGGUAUGGUCACCGUGGCAACGGCGGUGGUCAUGGCCACGGUGACUCAGUUGAGCCACAUGGAUAUGGAUAUGGAAACGGUGGUUACGGUGGUGGUUACCAUGGUGGCUACCGUGGUGGUCAUGACUUGGUUGAGCCGGAAGGAUAUGGAUAUGGACACGGUGGUUAUGGUGGUGGCUACCAUGGUGGGUAUGGCGGUGGUCACGGACAUUCUGAUGCGGAGCUGGAGGGGUAUGGAUCUGGAUGGCACCACGGUGGCCACAGCCACGCUGGUAGUGUUGAAUCGAUUGAGACUCAAGGAGGUGGUCAUGGUGGGCAUGGUGGCCACGGUGGUCACGGUGGCCAUGCUGUUGCUACUGAUGCUGUUAAGGUUGCCUGGAUCAUGAUGUUGUCACUGCAGCAGUGUUUCGGCAUGGGCAUCACCACGAAGAGCCCCAGUCACAAGAUCACAAAGUCAUGGAACCAAAGCUUCCACACAGUGGCAGCAGUGGCAAAUAUCACCAAGGACAGGUCACACAAAUUCCCUGGAACUGUUUGCGCUUGA
Messenger RNA from Selaginella moellendorffii, 819 nucleotides. Its product is annotated as glycine-rich protein DOT1. The transcript is spliced from 2 exons. Lineage: Eukaryota; Viridiplantae; Streptophyta; Lycopodiopsida; Selaginellales; Selaginellaceae. The coding region runs from base 1 to 819 and encodes 272 amino acids. The record is from RefSeq and is a predicted model, not a curated record.